AGUACAACAGUGACUUCAUGAGAACAGAGGCAAAAUGAAGCCUAACAAGCACAAAGCAUCACAUUCAGCUGAAAGGGAAUUUGGAGGUGCUCUUGGUGCCACCUGCAUCCCAGUGUUCCUGCCUCUGACAGUUCUGUACCUGCUCAGUGUGUGCCGGUCUCCAGCUGCCAGUGUCCUGCAGUGGCCUCCUCCUCUACCACCUGCUACACAUUUAUGGGAUCCUUGGGCUGCUGUUCUUAUUGCAGGUUGGAUUGCCCUGCAGAGUUUUCUCUACCUACUGCCUAUAGGGAAGGUUUCUGAAGGUUUGGUUCUCAGAGAUGGAUCCAGACUGAAAUAUCCCAUUAAUGGUUUCCAUGCCCUGAGCAUUACUGCUGUUCUGUUGAUCAUAUGUAUUUUGCUGGGAAUGCCACUCGGGCACCUGUUUGAGCUCAUUUUGCCUCUGGCUAUAUGUGCCAUUGGAGUUUCCUAUCUGCUGUCAAUGUAUCUGUACAUCCGCUCCUUCUGGGCACAUCAACAUGCUUUAUCACUUGGGGGAAACACAGGAAAUCCUCUGUAUGACUUCUUCAUGGGUCGAGAGCUCAACCCUCGCAUUGGAAACUUUGACUUGAAAUAUUUCUGUGAACUAAGACCUGGAUUAAUAGGCUGGGUGGUCAUAAACCUAGGGAUGCUAAUGAAAGAAGUAGAGCUGCGCGACUCUCCAUCUCUUGCCAUGCUGCUCGUCAAUGGAUUUCAGCUCCUCUACGUGACAGAUGCUCUCUGGAAUGAAGAGGCCGUUCUUACUACAAUGGAUAUUGUGCAUGAUGGAUUUGGGUUCAUGUUGGCGUUUGGUGAUCUGGCCUGGGUUCCCUUCACGUAUAGUCUUCAGGCCAUGUUUCUGGUUGUUCACCCACAGUCACUUAGUACUCUUGGUGCCGUGGGGAUUGUGCUUCUAAAUGGAAUUGGCUAUUACAUUUUCAGGAGGUCCAACUCUCAGAAAAAUCAGUUCAGAAGAGACCCCAAGCAUAAAAGUGUAGCACACCUGGAAACUAUCGCGACAGCAACAGGAAAGCGGCUGUUGGUAUCAGGAUGGUGGGGUUUUGUCAGACAUCCAAACUACCUGGGUGACCUUCUGAUGGCCCUAGCCUGGUCCCUGCCUUGUGGAAUAUCCCACAUUCUGCCUUACUUCUACGUCAUAUAUUUCACUAUUCUGCUCAUCCACCGAGAAGCCAGAGAUGAGAAACAAUGCCGAGCCAAAUACGGAGUGGCCUGGGACACUUACUGCAGACGAGUGCCCUACAGAAUAAUCCCCUAUGUUUAUUAAUGUGGACUGAUGUGCUCUGAAUGUCCAGCAGACUUUUAUUUAGGUGAGGAAAUGGACGCAACAUCAUCAAUGGACAGCCAACAUUACAAAAUGUAUUGCGUAUUGUUUUUAUUUGCAUUAGAACCAAACAUUUUCUUUUUUUUUAUAUAUAUAUAUUCUUGUAUUAUAUUAUUAAAGAGCAUUUUAAUAUUG
Messenger RNA from Danio rerio (zebrafish), 1492 nucleotides. It is a transcript of the gene tm7sf2, whose product is annotated as transmembrane 7 superfamily member 2. Gene Ontology annotation, biological process: cholesterol biosynthetic process; sterol biosynthetic process. Gene Ontology annotation, molecular function: Delta14-sterol reductase activity; oxidoreductase activity, acting on the CH-CH group of donors, NAD or NADP as acceptor. Lineage: Eukaryota; Metazoa; Chordata; Actinopteri; Cypriniformes; Danionidae. The record is from RefSeq and is marked provisional. Gene Ontology annotation, cellular component: membrane; endoplasmic reticulum membrane; endomembrane system.